GCUGAAGCAUCUCUGGUGUCUGAAGCCUGGUGUUACAUCCCAAGUGGCCUCCUCACUUCUUUCCUUCAUCUGAGAAGCCUGAGCACUGGGCCCUCCACGCUUGCCCUGUGUCUUCACGCAAUUCCACCAUGGAUGAGACACAGGAGCCUCUGGCUAUGACCGUGCAUCUCCUUGCCAACUCUGGGCACGGCUUGCUUCUGCAGCAGGCUCUGGACCAGCUCCUGGAUUGCAUCUGUCCAGAAGUACGCCUCUUUCUGGUGUCUGAGAGGAUCAGAUCUGUGACAUACUGUGAGAAGAACCACCCCAGGCGGGCCCGGUUCCCAGGGAUGUCUGUUUUGUUCUUCCUGCAGGAAAGCCUGGGACAGGAGCGGCUGUUUCGCAUUCUGGACUCCCUACAGCAUCCACCCUGGCAGUGCUACCUUACCCAGGCUGCACAGGGGAGGAUGUGCCCCUGCCCCCCUGCCACUCAGGAGUUCUACAGCCUGGACAACCAGAUGCCUGUCUGGGGUGUAAGGCAGGUGCGUUGUGGUCCUGAGAUCCUCAGGGUGACACUGUAUUGCAGUUUUGAUAACUACGAAGAUGCCAUCAGACUCUAUGAGAUGAUCCUGCAGAGAGAGCCCACCUUGCAAAAGAGCAACUUCUGCUUCUUUGUGCUGUACACCACCCAGAACUUUGCUCUGCAGCUCUCCCUGAAGCAGCUGCCCUUGGGCACGUCUGUGGAUCCCAAGGAGUCCUCCGUGCUGCAGUUCAAGGUUCAAGAGAUCGGCCAGCUGGUGCCUCUUCUACCCAAUCCCUGUGUUCCCAUCAGCAGCACCAGGUGGCAGACGGAGGACUAUGAUGGCAACAAGAUUCUGCUACAGGUCCAGUUAAACACAGGACUUGCUGUUAGGAAUGGUGAGCUUUCCUUUCUAGAAGGCACCUUGGGAGCUGACAUGUGUCAUCAGAGCUCCCAGAUGACCUCUGUCUCUGGACAUAGAACACUGGAAUCAAGGAGCCGGAGGAGCCAGGGUAGGAGAUUCAAGGUGCGUUCUCUGGAGCUUCUGGAGCCCAGUGGGAUAUUUGACAGCUCUAGUGGUACUUCCUGGAAAAGCCCUGGCUGGUUCUCCCAGGCUAGCAGUUUAGCCACUAGCACCCAGCGACCUCUGCCUUCUCCCCUCACCAAACCUGGCACCAGAAUGAAGAUCCUCAAGGAAAACAGCUUCCAGAAGCUUGAGGCAGAGACGAAUGUCGACACAGGCUUCACCAUCAUCAAUUCCAAACCCAGGCAAUCUUGUUUGAGCAAAUUUCCAAGGGACUUGGGCACCAGCCAGCCACCAUCCUGCUUGCCAGGCUCUUCCUUGGAGGUGGCUCCCUCCCAAAACAAAAGAGUCAUUAAGGCAAAAGUCCUUCCUUUGUCACUUGGUGGCAAAAGGGACCUUGGAGCAAGGAAGACAAUGUCAGAAUGUUCCUAUCAUCUGCCGGUGCAGGAUGAAGAAAAAGAAGAAUUCUUUAUAUAGUAUAAUAAAUAUGUUUUUCUAAAACACAGACAGAUAGAAUGUUCUAGAAGUAAGUGGAGCAAUCACCCAGAAUCCUGUUUCUUGUUCAUCUGAGGGGCUUGAGUGCUUUCGAUGCACAGAUCCAUAUUGCUUUCACUUCAAAUAUUCAAAGUCUACAGAUGCUAGAGUAACUGUUUGCUGUCCCGAUCAUAAGGAAACACAGCCAGGGACAGGAAGAAAGCCCAAUGCCUGUGUUCUCUGGGGAUGCAUCCUACCCAGCUGGAUGUGUGAGUUCAGCACCUAUCUGGAUAAUUGCACUGUAUGCAAAUGAAUCGAAUAUGUGUUAUGCAAUGCUGAUUUGUGUAUGUAAUUUGGUUUUAAUUUUUACUUGGGGUUGCAUAGCUUAUCCCCUGGACAGCAUGAACUGUUUGUUAGUGCUUUUUAAUUUUUAUGUGACCUCCUUUGAUAAUGAGGCCCUGUUUACCACAUACCCUUUUGUGAUUCUGCCUUUAAACUUGUUUGCAUCUGCAGUGAAUGAAAAUAAAAAGUGUUCUGAAAAAUUAUAAACGAGAGCAGAAACACUGGAAGCCAGAAAAUCAGGUUAAUGUGGAUGGUAGACUCUCAAGUUUUCCUACUCCUUGGUCUCUUGUGUGUUUAUGCCCUUCUCCAAAGAGGCCAGUGGUUCUUGCUACAAACCAAGGCAGACAUAGGAUUUGGGUUCUUCUGGCCAUAUUUGAGUCCCCAAGGUCCUUUGCAAUACUCAUAUUCAUUCAUUUGUAUAUUCAUUCAACAAAUAUUUAUGGAACACCUUUGUUUGAAUAAGACAUUGUACAUAAAUUGCAUAUA
Messenger RNA from Castor canadensis (American beaver), 2321 nucleotides. It is a transcript of the gene Fam124b, whose product is annotated as family with sequence similarity 124 member B. The record is from RefSeq and is a predicted model, not a curated record. Gene Ontology annotation, cellular component: nucleoplasm. NCBI's taxonomy places the organism in Eukaryota, Metazoa, Chordata, Mammalia, Rodentia, Castoridae.